Molecule: messenger RNA, 318 nt
Organism: Volvox carteri f. nagariensis
Lineage: Eukaryota; Viridiplantae; Chlorophyta; Chlorophyceae; Chlamydomonadales; Volvocaceae
Exons: 4
Cellular component (GO): nucleosome
Molecular function (GO): protein heterodimerization activity; structural constituent of chromatin; DNA binding
Source: RefSeq, a predicted model, not a curated record
GAGCCUCACCGAUACCGGCCGGGUACUGUCGCGCUGCGAGAGAUCCGCAAGUACCAGAAGACCACGGGGUUGCUGAUCAGGAAGCUGCCUUUCUCCCGAUUGGUUCGCGAGAUCAGCAACACCAUGUUGCGGGAGCCGUUCAGGUGGACGGCUGAGGCGCUGCUGGCGCUGCAGGAGGCCAGUGAGGACAUGCUGGUUCACCUGCUGGAGGAUUGCAACCUCUGUGCGAUACACGCCAAGAGGGUGACAAUCAUGCCCAAGGACAUGCAGCUCGCACGGCGCAUCCGAGGACCCGUCUACGGCAUCUCCAGCAACUAA